UUCCGCGCGGGGCAUUGUGGGAAGGGCGGCCGGUGCAGCCGCGGCUGCCAUCUUAGCAACUCCUGGCGUUGCGGCCUGGUCGUCGGAGGCGGCCUUCGUGGCGGCCGUUCACCUCAGAGAGCGGUAUAAAGUCAGCUGGCCGACGGCCUUCCUUCCUCCGGCCUCGAUAGGACGGCCAGCCCGCGUCCAGAGGCGGAAGCGAGGGCAGUGGGAGGCGUGCGGGGCCCCAGGCCAGCGGUUAGUCACAGCGUCGCCCGGAAGGAUGGGCCGGUCUCGGAGCCGGAGCUCGUCCCGCUCCAAACACACCAAGAGCAGCAAACACAACAAGAAGCGGAGCCGGUCGCGGUCGCGGUCCCGGGACAAGGAGCGCGUGCGGAAGCGCUCCAAGUCCCGGGAGAGUAAACGGAACCGGCGGCGGGAGUCGCGGUCCCGCUCGCGCUCCACCAACACGGCCGUGUCCCGGCGCGAGCGGGACCGGGAGCGCGCCUCGUCCCCGCCCGACCGCAUCGACAUCUUCGGGCGCACGGUGAGCAAGCGCAGCAGCCUGGACGAGAAGCAGAAGCGAGAGGAGGAGGAGAAGAAAGCGGAGUUCGAGCGGCAGCGAAAAAUUCGGCAGCAGGAAAUAGAAGAAAAACUCAUCGAGGAAGAAACAGCACGAAGAGUGGAAGAAUUAGUGGCCAAAAGGGUAGAGGAAGAAUUGGAGAAAAGGAAGGAUGAAAUUGAGCGAGAAGUUCUCCGAAGGGUGGAGGAAGCCAAGCGCAUCAUGGAAAAGCAGUUGCUCGAAGAACUCGAGCGACAGAGACAAGCUGAGCUUGCAGCACAAAAAGCCAGAGAGGAGGAAGAACGUGCAAAACGUGAGGAGCUAGAGCGAAUACUGGAAGAGAAUAACCGAAAAAUUGCAGAAGCACAAGCCAAACUGACUAUUGCUGAUUCAUGGAUCAUACCUAGACCAGCACUGUUCUGGAACAUUGGGAUUUGGCAGAAUAGACUGUGCAUUGCAUGUUAUCAGUACAACUUUCGUGAAAAGAUAUCUUGGAGAAAAAAAGAGUUUGCAUUUGAGACUGUUUGGGAAACUAGCACAUCCUUUGUGUAGGAAAAGACAGAAUGUUACUGCAUAAAGAUGCCAGGAGUGUACGGAGACUUUCGUUUUUGUCCAUUCCUCAUCCUCUCAGUUUUCAGCAAGUUCUUUCAUCUUUUCACACAUUUAUUGGGAGAUACUACUGGAAUAUAUUCUUUUUAAAAGAAUAGAUACUUAGGGAAAUAUGCCCAUGUUGUAGAUAGCACGGGACUUUUCCUGAGUGUGUCAGUAGUGCUGGUUUAUCUUGUUGAAGCAACAGUUCUGUUUGUUUUUAUGACCUAAUAAAUAUGCUAGAAAUGUGGACCGGUUCAUUGUAUAGCAAGAAGAAUGGGAUGCAUUCUUAGCUACUAGAAGGCAAGGGGAGAAGAGGGAGCAGCCAAUCCAUAAUCCAUAUUGUUAGGUGUAAAAAGCAAUUGAUAAGAUGUUAAGUUCUCUUAAAGUAUUUAAUGUACUUAUUGUGGAGACAAGGACAAUUCCAAGAAAAGUUAAUAAUACGAAAAUACUAAGUAGUGGAACAGGUGAUGUGUGAUAAUUGACAUCAUUGCCCAGGUCUCUAGGGAGACCUGGGAACCUUCCUGGAAGAGAUCGUGUGAGCUGGGCCUCUGUGGAUAGUUAGAAAUUGCACUUACGAUGGGGACAGGAGUGUGAGGAAAUGAAGCAGGGAAAAGGCCUCUUGGGGCCUUAGAAUAAAGGCAAGAGUGUGUAGGUGCUCUUGGGAUAGUGGGAUGGGCCGGAGCAGUGAACCAGCUUUUUGUGUAGUCAAGAAGGUGGUGAGGUAAGUGAUGGUAGAUGAGGUUCGAAAGCAGAUUAAAGGAGGGUGGGGAGAGAAGGUUCCCCAAAGGGUAUUUCUUAAACAUUGUAAUCUUGAGAGAAUAAUACAAGGAUUUCUUAGAAGUCGGUAAAGAAGACCAACUCCCUAAUAGAAAAAGAAAAGAGACUUAAAAGAGGAUUCACUCACACAAGUGGAAUGGAAAAGUGCCUUCAUAAAUUCUUGACAAUGUAGCAAAACAAAGGACUCCCCUCCCCCCCCUUUCUUUUCCUCUAAUGCUAAAUACCAGUAGAAAAAGACUUUUUUUUUCCCUCAUUAGCACCAACUGUUGGCAAGGAUAAGGUAUAAAGGGACCUUUUUAUGUCGUGAUUUGGGGAGUUUAAAUGGCUGUGACCAUUUUAGAAAAUAACAGUGAAUCAGUAAAUAUCAGGAGCCUUUAAUUAAUUCUGUGUCUAAGAAUUUUAUCUUGAGAAAAGUGAAUCAGAUACAAAUAAACUAAUAAAAAAAGCUUUUCCCUUUAUUAUUUAGAAUGGUGAAAAUUUCACAGGUUUUUAGAUCACUUAUACAGUUGGUUUUUCUUUAGUCAAAGUAUUUGUUAAUCCAGGGGAAGUAGCUAAAUGCAGAACUUACGUGUACAUUAUGAUCCUGCUAAUUUGAAAAGUAUAUUUGCACGGUUUAGUAGAUGGGAAAAAAAUGCUAAGAAUCGUUAUCUGUAAUUGGUACACUUACAUGUAACUUUAUACUUUUUUCUAGUUUCUAUAUUUUCUACAACUAACAUACAUCACUUUCAUGAUCACAUAAAAAUAAUUAGUAGAGAAAGUAAAUUUAAACCACACUUUGACUAACUUUUAAGUAGGUCCUUAUGACAAAAGUUCAAAGAUUGAUCACAGUAAUGACUGUAAUAAGGAAUGUAUUAGCUUAGCCCCAUGGGCUCUCUCAUGUAGAAUUCAUGUUAGGUACUCUAGACCAGGAGUAGUUUUUGCUCAAAUCCGUUCCAAAUUGUUUGUCAAGAUAUUUGAUUUUAUCUGUCCAAAAGGAGGCAAAAGCAUAUUAACCAACAGACAUGCUUGAUGAAUAAAAUCAAGGAAGAAUUGACACGUGUCUUGGCUUGCCUGGACUUGGCUUUUUGGCAGAUUGGUAUCUAGUUCUGCCUGACUAUUGGCAGUGCACCACUGUCUUCAGAUAUUUGAAAGGGUAUUGUUAGUACAAUGGAGAUUUUUUAUUUUUUUUUAAAAUGUUAAAAAUAGUACUAAAAAAAUUUUUUUUUACUCCUCUUCACAAAAGUUUUUUGUGAUGUGCCUGGGAAAAGCCCAGAUACUGUUCUGAAAUGUGUAUGAAUCCUACUUAUUUAGAAAGGGAAAUAUACUAAGAAAAGUGAUAGAUGUUGCUGUGGAAUUCAGUGUCCCUGCAGGAGGCUAGAGCAGUAGGAAAAACAUGACCCUCAGACUGUCCGUGGGUGGAUGAAAGUGGUAGUCAAAUGUAAUCUGGUUAAUUUGUGAGUAAAUACUGAAACUAUAAUAAGAGUCGGACAGUUUCUAAUAAAAUUAUAAACAUGCUGAUAAAAAGGAAAAAUUGAUUUUAACUGGGAAACAUUGUUUGGAAUUUUUAAAAUAUAUGCAAAUCAUAAGUUUGAGAUCUACAGUGUAUUUCCUCUCUUUAAUAUUAAAAACAGUUUCUUUGUGGUGCUUAGGUGGCUCGGUUGAGUGUCUGACUCUUGAUUUCGGCUCUGGUCAUGAUCCCAGGGUGGUGGGAUUGAGCCCUGCAUCUGGCUGCAUGCUGACCAUGAGCCUGCUUGGAAUUCUCUCUUUGCCCCUUCCCUUUGCACGCGCACUUAUUCGAUCUCUUUCUCUCUCUCUCAAAUUAACAAAGAAAAAAAUAGUUUUUCCUUACCCACUUGCCAAAUAAGGAGAUUUACCAUGUUCAUCAUGCUUAACACUUUGUAACUCUCUCUUUUGAGAAAUGAAAAAAUUGUACCAUGUUUGGAAGUUGAUUAUAUGUGAAAUGUGUUCCACAUACUUAAACCAGAGCUCACUUUGCAAUUAAGAGAUAUCUCUGGAAAAUACCUCCCUGCGCUCCACCCCCUCCCCCCCUCCCCCCACAUACACAAAGCUAUUUGUGUAUUCUGUGUCCUGAUCUCCUGUUACUUUAGUAACACUAGUUACCUUGUGUGAUCCCAAAAAAAGAGUCUUUGUGGAUAUGAUUAAGUUAAAAAUCUUGGGGAGUUUAUCCACUAUGCCCUAAAAGCCAUUCCACAUAACCAUUGUAAGAGGAAGGCAGAGGGGGCUUUUACCACAGUACACACAGGAGAAGCUGAAGACAGAGUAGAGAGAGCUUUGAAGAUUCUGGCCUUGGAGAUUGGAGUGAUGUGGUCAGGAGACAGGGAAUCCUGGCAGCCACCAGGAGCUGGAAGAAGCAAGGAAUAGACUCUCAAUCUAGAGCCUCCUAACGGAGCGGGCCUUGCUGACACUUUGAUUUUGGACCAGUGAUACUGAUUUUGAACUUCUGGCCUCCAGAAUAGUUUUAUGUUGUCUGGACCUACCCAGUUGAUUACCUCAAAAUAUGGAAGUAGUUUUGGAGUUGGACAGUUAAAGUUUGGAAGAAAUCUGAGGCACAUGAUAGAAAAUGCCUGGACGGCCUUAAAAAAGACCGUUGGUAGAAACAGGGACUUUAAAGGUGCUUCUGGUUAAGGCUCAGAAGCAGAGGAAGAGGAUGUUACUUUAAACUAGAGGGAAGGAGGUCCUCGCUGUAUAGUGGUAGGAAACCUGGUAGUGUCCUACAAUUGUGUGGAAGGUGGAACUUCUACGUGUUGAACUGGCAUAUUUAACUAAGGUAUUUCUAAGUGAAGUGUUGAAGGUACAGUCUGGUUUCUUCCCCUGGCUGUUGAUAGUAAAGUUCAAGAACAGAUAGAGGAAAGAACAGAUAAGUAAAAUGGAAUGAGCAGUUGAUGUUUGGAGAAAAUUUCAGCCCAUCUAGAUUACAAAAGAUGCUAUAAAGUCAGGAGGAUUCCUGUUAAAAAAAACUGCAAAGAAAGCCAAGGCUGUGGCUUGACAACCAUUUGCUAGGGCUGAAGAGAUUAUGCCUGUGACUCAUAAGUUCCUUCAGGCACUUUAUAGUAGCAGACACCAGGAGUAAAUGAGAUUAUCCAGGAAAGAUCUGUUGGGGAGCAUCUUGUCCAAUGGCCUGCCAGAUUUGGGAGACCCACAGGGUUUGUGAGGAUGCUGUGUCAGCAGAAACACUGCCAACUUGGACCGAAAAGGACAUGGGGAGGACACCGUGAUGAAGGGCUCGCAGACUCCCAGCAGACUCCACUCGUAUAAGAGAAGGUGACUUGAGGCCAGCACAGAGAAAUUUGAAGAUUGGAGCAGUGCAUAGACAAGCCCAGAAACCCUGGCAGCCUUGAAGAGGCCAGGAACAGAUUCCCUCUGAGAGCCUACAGAAGGAAGGUGGCCCUGUCCACACCUUUAGUUCCAGUGACACUGACUUUGGACUCCUUUGCUCCCAGAGUAAAUUUCUGUUCUCUUAAGCUA
Molecule: messenger RNA, 5374 nt
Organism: Panthera uncia (snow leopard)
Lineage: Eukaryota; Metazoa; Chordata; Mammalia; Carnivora; Felidae
Gene: ARGLU1
Product: arginine and glutamate rich 1
Exons: 5
Coding region: 263-1093 (276 amino acids)
Cellular component (GO): nucleoplasm; mitochondrion
Molecular function (GO): cadherin binding
Source: RefSeq, a predicted model, not a curated record